Molecule: messenger RNA, 1534 nt
Organism: Halteromyces radiatus
Lineage: Eukaryota; Fungi; Mucoromycota; Mucoromycetes; Mucorales; Cunninghamellaceae
Product: phosphomannose isomerase type I
Exons: 4
Coding region: 86-1333 (415 amino acids)
Biological process (GO): GDP-mannose biosynthetic process; carbohydrate metabolic process
Cellular component (GO): cytosol
Molecular function (GO): zinc ion binding; mannose-6-phosphate isomerase activity
Source: RefSeq, a predicted model, not a curated record
UUUUCUAUAUAAAUUAGUUCCAUUUUUUAUUUUUUAUUUUUUAUUAUUCUUACUAUUUUCUUCUCACUUUAUUUCUUACAUUACUAUGUCUCAAACUGGUAUCUAUCGUUUACAAUGUCAAACUCAAUCAUAUGAUUGGGGAAAACUAGGCUCAGAAUCCAAAGUUGCUCAGUUUGCCAGUAAGUCCGGUAUCACUGUGGAUCCUACUAAACCUUAUGCUGAACUAUGGAUGGGUACACAUCCUAACGCGCCUUCUGUUAUUAUGGAUAACUCUGAAUCACUCAAAUCUCUUAUCAAACAAAAUCCAAGUCUUAGUACUCAAGCCAUUUAUGAUCAAUAUAACGGUGACCUCCCUUUUCUUUUCAAGAUCCUUUCCAUUCGCAAGGCAUUAUCCAUUCAAGCUCAUCCUGAUAAAACCUUGGGAGCGCGUCUAUUCAAAGAACAUCCCACCAUCUAUAAGGAUCCUAAUCACAAGCCUGAAAUGGCUCUUGCUUUGACUCCCUUUGAAGCUUUAUGUGGAUUCCGACCUUUGAAUGAAAUUGUACAACAUCUUGAAAAGUAUCCUGAAUUUGCUCAAUUAGUUGGAUCAGAUGUAGCAAAUGGCUUUAUCAACUCUGUUGGGGACGACAAAACUGAUACCGACAAAAAGGCGGCGCUCAAACAACUCUUCUCCUCCUUGAUGAAUAGCUCAGUACAAGACGUGACUUUUUACUUGUCGACCUUAACAUCACGUUUAUCACAAUUACCUGUAUCAAAUCUGGAUACCAUGGAUCAACUGGUUUUACGCCUGGAUCGAGAAUACCCUGGAGGUGAUGUUGGUGUUUUUUCUUCUUUAUUACUGAAUUAUGUGGUGAUGACUCCUGGACAAGCUAUCUUUUUAGGUGCCAACGAACCUCAUGCUUAUCUAUCCGGAGACUGUGUGGAAUGUAUGGCUGCUAGUGACAAUGUGAUUCGUGCUGGACUCACUCCCAAAUUCAAGGAUGUUAAAGUACUAGUCGAAAUGCUAUCUUACCGUUAUGGCUCGGCUGAAGGACAAAAGAUGAAGCCUGUGACUUAUGGUUCUCACUCACUGCUCUAUGAUCCCCCUAUUGAUGAAUUCUCUGUUAUUCAAACCCAAUUGACUUCAAAUCAAGAUGAAAAACACGCGCCCAUUCAAGGUCCAAGUAUUUUGAUUGUCACUGGUGGUACUGGCGAAUUAACUGGUGAAGCUUUGAAAACUGAAUCCACUUUUACUCUCAAGGAAGGUUAUGUUUACUUUAUUGGUGCUGGCAUUCCUUUGAAUAUCCACGCUGGUGAACAUGGUCUUGAAUUAUAUCGUGCCUACAAUGCUUGAUCCGGUUGGUUUUUCUUUUUUUCUCUUUUUUUUUAAAAAAAAAAAAAAAAAUCAACGAUCAACUCUUUAGUAUAGUGUCUGAUUUGAUAUUACCUGAACUUUCGGAUAAUGUACUACUUUUAAAUUCUUUUUGGUCUUUCUUUUCCUUGAUUUUAACCUCGUUUAAAUAAACAACAUAUCACCUUAUUUUUAUUCAUCUAU